Messenger RNA from Hydra vulgaris (swiftwater hydra), 1746 nucleotides. NCBI's taxonomy places the organism in Eukaryota, Metazoa, Cnidaria, Hydrozoa, Anthoathecata, Hydridae. The record is from RefSeq and is a predicted model, not a curated record.
AUGUGGACUUAUAUAGAGAGGAAAGGAAAUUGUACAGUCAACAAAGAUGAUGAGCUAUUGCCUUGUGAAUAUUGUUAUGGUUUUUUCAGAGCAAGGAAACUUUGUGAACAUGUUUCAAAGUGUUUUAGGUGUGGUAGUGAUAACAAGGAAAUAAGUUAUAUAAAAGCUUCUCGAAUAUUAGUAGGCCAAUCUAAUUUGACCAACAAUGCUAAAAUUGUACAUGAGUAUAUACUUACAACUACGAAACAUGAUAAACUUCACCUUGUUAUUCGCAAUGAUAAGUUAUUAUUGACCUAUGGAGCAGUUGAAGAUGGUAAAAAAGAAAGAGAUCGUUACCAUUAUGUAGGCUAUGCACUUCGAGUUUUUGCAAAGUUAUUGUUGCAAUACAGAAAACACUUUAAUGCAGAAGAUGCAUCUGCGAAAGAUUUAGUCAAUACGAAAAACUAUGAUAACAUUGUUUCUUCUAUGAAAGUUUGUGCAGAUUAUUGUGGACCAAGAAAAAUUGGAAAUCCUCAUCCUGUUUUAAGAAUAGGAUAUUUAUUAAAAACUUUUGCUAUAAUAGUCAAGUUAGAGUACCUGAAAUUAGGAUUACAAGACAUGGUUAAAAACAUUCGAAAUUUUUUAGAGCUAUUGGAAUCAGACUACAGUAUUUUUUUAAACAAUGCACGUAGUGUAUUUGAUUUACGAAAAGCCAAUGCACCAGAUAUGUUGCGAAAAAAAAGUGACAUUAAAGUUUUAAGAAAUUAUUGUGUUAGUGAAAUCAGCAAGCGAGGUGGAGAACCUGGAAAGUUAACAUUAGCAGAUUGGGAUAUGGUAGAAAAAGGCAGGUGGAAACGCCAAACUGACAUAGAUGCUUUAGAUGAUCCAAUAGAAAAAAAGCUUGCGGAACGAUUUAAACUAUGUUAUUUGAAGGCAAAAAAAACGGAGAGAUAUGCAAUCUUUAACAAAAAGCUUAAUUUAUCGAAGCCAAAGCUUAUUACACCAACUAGAACUAGAAAGUAUUAUUCAACCAUUCUGCAGUUGUUAGACAUAAAUAAUGCUGAGCUUUUGUGGCUCACAAAUCACAUAGGGCAUACUAAAGAUGUUCAUCAAAAUUGGUAUCGACGUGAGGAUUCUACUAACGAAUUAACAAAAGUAGCAAAAGUUCUUCUUGCUAUGGAUAAUGGUGAGUUAAGACAAACAGGGAUAUCAAAUGUUAAUACAGGAGGAAGUGCUAAUGUUUGCACUCAUUCAGAUGAAGAUGUUCGAGAUGCAAAUAGCAAUGUCAUUGAAAAUGAAUUAAUCAAUGUUGAACGUAAAAGAAUACAAAAUAUAAGACUAAACAUGCACAAAGAGUCACAAAAAACUAAGAAAAGUUGGUCGGAAAAAGAAAACGCAUCACUUCGUAAAGCGUUUUCGAUAUAUAUCAUGAGAAAGAUUCCGUGUCCGCUACUUGAUGUUAAAAAAGUUAUCGAAAGUAUACCUCGUCUUCGAAGAAGAGGACAUAAGAUCAUUGUUGCAAUGCGUAGAGAAAAAUUUAAUCUAACAAAGAGUUCAAAAAUUUGUUCUAAGCAUUUAACACAAGAAUCGUACAUUGUUUGUGGUUGGAGUUCAAAAAAGCAACUUAAAAAAGAUGCUAUACCAAGCAUUUUUGAUUUUUCUAGCAGUUUUGUGAAGCUAAUGAAACCUAGAAAUUUUCCUGUACCUAGAAAAACCACAAAUGAAUGUGAAAAAAAUGAAAUAACAAAUGAUGCUGCAUCUUUUUAA